Aspergillus caelatus is the source of this 1143-nucleotide messenger RNA. RefSeq names its product putative peroxisomal membrane protein receptor Pex19 (gene pex19). Gene Ontology annotation, cellular component: peroxisomal membrane; peroxisome. The coding region runs from base 1 to 1143 and encodes 380 amino acids. NCBI's taxonomy places the organism in Eukaryota, Fungi, Ascomycota, Eurotiomycetes, Eurotiales, Aspergillaceae. Gene Ontology annotation, biological process: protein import into peroxisome membrane. The transcript is spliced from 3 exons. The record is from RefSeq and is a predicted model, not a curated record.
AUGUCCACCCCAUCGGCAUUGCCCGUCAAUGCGGGCGAUCCCCAACAGAACGACUCUGUGCCCGCUACCACCACAGCAGAAAAUGCUAAGACGGCGACGACCACCGCAGCGGCUGUCCCAGAGACACCAGCGCAAUCUGCAGACAAGCCACAAGCGCAACCUCAGCAACCAAAACAAGCAAUUGACGAUGACGAUGACGACGACGAAUCGGACCUGGAUGAAUUGGACGAUGUCCUCGACGACUUCAACAAGCCGAAGCCCGCCCCCGCCCCUGCCCCCAGCGCUCCAUCUCAACCUGCGACCGCACCAGAAGCCGAGGACUUCGACGAAGAGACUUUUAUGAAAAUGCUUGAAAAAGACAUGGCAAGUAUGAUGAAUCACGCUGCCAAGGAGUCCGGGACAUCGGACGACAAGGGCUUCGAGGAUACCAUCAACCAGGGCGCGGAUGCCUUCACGAAGCAACUAGAGGAGAGCGGGAUCCCGCCCGGUGACUUCAUCAAGCAGCUUUUGGCGGAUGUAAUGGCUGAAGAAGAGAGUGGAGGAGAUGCUACCGCUGGAGCUGCAGCAGCACCAUCGACCGGCAGUGCUGGGUCUUCAUCGGGUGGGGCUGGAGCUGGAGCGCCGCCUGAGUCGUUUAAUGAUGCUAUUCAGCAGACGAUUAACCGUAUGCAAGAGUCCGGAGAUAAAGCUACGGCGGCAGCGUCGGAAGCUAAUUCGGACGAUAUGCUGGCGAAGAUGAUUAAGGCAAUUGCGGCCGGCGCAGAUAUUGGAGAGGAGGACGGGGGAUUUAUGAAUAUGGUUGCGGCAAUGAUGGAGCAGUUGUCGAACAAGGAAAUGCUGUAUGAGCCGAUGAAGGAGCUGAAUGGGAAGUUUGGGCCCUGGCUGGUGGAGAACAAGGGCAAGGGGAAGUUUUCCGAUGAGGAAAUGGAGCGGUUUGAGAAGCAGGCGACUCUUGCAUCGCAGAUUGUGGCCAAGUUUGAAGAGCCAGGUUACACGGAUGAAGAUCCCAAGUGUCGCGACUAUGUGUGGCAGAAGAUGCAGGAGAUGCAAGCUGCCGGAAGUCCGCCGGAAGAGCUCGUCGCGAAUCCUUUUAGCGAUGACAACGUAGGUCCUGCCGGUAUGCCGGACUGCCCCCAGCAAUAA